AUGGAAACACCUACGCUCCUGUUGGCUCUCCUGGAAAAAUGGUCCAAAGGCUUUCCCAAAGCCGGGGCAACACCCAACAACAUUCCUGAUAUAUGGACCGCCGCACUGAAGGCUGCUGCUGAUAGCAAACUGAUUCCCAACAUCCCCGUCGCCUAUGUCGACCCAAACCUCCCCGAUGGCGAGGGAAUUCCGACAUAUCCCAAAGGCCACGAUCCCAAUAGUGCUGAGGUGUGCUCCGCGACCGCCAAGUGCAAAAUACCUGGAGAUAUUUGGGAUGCGCCGGAAGGGCAACUGGCAUUGAGCUUUGACGAUGGCCCCACCGAUGCAACCGCUGACUUAUUAGACUUCCUCAAAGCCAACGGCCAGACGACGACCCACUUCAUGAUUGGCAGCAACAUCCUUUCCUCCCCUAAUGCAUUCAGCAAAGCGUUCGAUCUCAACAAUGACAUCGCAGGCAAGCUUUCGUUUGUUUCACAAAUGGCUCACGGAGAACAUUCAGUUCACACAUGGAGCCACCCAUUCAUGACCACGCUCUCCAACGAAAAGGUCGUCGCUGAGUUGGGCUGGACAAUGCAGCUGAUCCACGACUCAACUGGCGGAAGAGUUCCCCGGUUUUGGCGUCCACCUUUUGGCGACAGUGAUGUCCGCACCCGUGCGAUUGCAAAAGAGGUCUUCGGGCUGACGACGGUUAUCUGGAACAAAGACACUAGCGAUUGGGGGCUGACAGACAAGCCUCCAAGCAGCUCUCUCUCUAAAAUCAACGCUAGCAUGACCCAGUGGCUUACGGCGAAGAGUAAAUCGCCUGGAUUAGUCAUUCUCGAGCACGAGCUGACAAGUCAGAGUGUGCAAGCAUUCAAGAGCGCAUAUCCUGUCAUGAAGAGCAACAACUGGAACGUCGUGUCGCUCGCCCAGCUUUUCGGUAAUGGCAACGCCUAUCUCAAUGCCGCAGAUAACCGUGGCGCGGUUCCUCUUGUAACGAAUAUUGCGAAUGCGAAGAACGGGAACCCUUCCAUAUCUCAGCCACUCAGUUUAUCUUCUACUUCCGGCAGGGCAAGCACCUCUAAAGGAGGCAACUCGAUUCUUCCUACUUCAUCUACCCGCCCAUUACCAUCGUCGAGCGCCGCUUCCAGAGGGAAUUCCAAUGACGCAGAACGACUCCGAGCGGCAUUUCACAUCUGGUUGCCAGUUCUUUUCGGCGGAAUAGCUGGCCUAGGACUUGUGCUUUGUUGA
Mycena indigotica is the source of this 1230-nucleotide messenger RNA. Its product is annotated as Carbohydrate esterase family 4 protein. Gene Ontology annotation, molecular function: chitin deacetylase activity. Gene Ontology annotation, cellular component: membrane. NCBI's taxonomy places the organism in Eukaryota, Fungi, Basidiomycota, Agaricomycetes, Agaricales, Mycenaceae. Bases 1 to 1230 code for a protein of 409 amino acids. The transcript is spliced from 4 exons. Gene Ontology annotation, biological process: carbohydrate metabolic process. The record is from RefSeq and is a predicted model, not a curated record.